GCGACGGAUGCGAAGGCUCGCCAGGAGAGCACAGUGGCAUGGGCAGCAGAUGUGGCUCAGCUGGCGAGCGCUCGCGCCGAGCAUGGCAAGCGGCGUCUGCGAGGUUCUUGAGGACCUUCCGAGGAUCUGGCGAAGGCUCAGCGCAGAGUCUUCACAAGAUCUUCAGGGCUUUGCGAGAACCUCCUUGCUGGUUGUCCAGCGGCGCGCUCCUCGUCCGAAAGUCUAAAGAGGUCAUAGCGUAUUUCUUAUUUAUAACGACCUGUUUUGAUCUUGAUGGCUAUGGUAAUUCGUUUGACAAGUACUAGAAAUUAAAUAAUAGGGGUUGACAUCACAAGAGGCAGCUGAAACUGCUCAAAGGAACUAGGUAAAAUGUAACGAACUACUUGAAAGAAACACGACCGAUGUGAAUUAUUAUUUUGAUUAUUUCUGUAGGAAUUGAUUAACGCUCAUCACCUUCUCACUAUUGCAACGGAAAGCGGAAAACUCUGACAAUAUCUAGUAGCAUGCCAGACAAUAUCACAAGAAGACAGCGCUUUCAGAGCACAAGAGCAAGCAGGUGAAGCACAUCUGGUAGAGGAUGAGAAGACUUGAGAAGUGUGGCAAGCUCGCUGCAUUUCACAGAAACGCACGGAGAUCUGACUUGUGCAUCUGCUUGUUCGCCGUCUCUGGUCCACAACUCCAACGACAACCCGGAAAGCCGCCAGCCUUGAAAAAGAGAGGAUGAGAGACAACUUAAAAGAGAGCAGGCCGCCCUUGAGUCGGAUAGCUUUUCACUAGGAUCUUCUCUGAAUUUCAACAACGUGACUGGCUUUUUGUGGUGGACGUGAUGACUCUUGACAACUUUCCCACGCAAGUUGCAACAGAUAAGAAUAAAACAGUCUGACCAUCACGCUUGCGCUUUUUGGGAACAAGAGCACCUUCUUAUCCAAACACCUAAUAGCCGCUUAAAGUCUAUCAAAACUUGUCUCGGCAAGUACUAGUAGACAGAACUCACAUGAGGCCAUCUGCUCCAGACGUUGUGGUUUCCUGCUAGCUUACCGCGGGAUCAAUUUAGAUCACCAACAGCUUGCAAACAGUGGACGCCUCAUCAUCUGCGCCUCAUGAGUUCCGGCACAUGUUUAUGCUAACUAUGAUGAAAAAAUAAGUGCAUGAUUGAAAAAGUAUCUUUCUUCUACAUAUUCUCUCAGUAAAUGAAUGGAUAAAAUUUAAUACAACACAGAAAAAAAAUUCUAAUCUAAAUCAAGAGUUCUAUACCGUCAUCUAUUUGGAUAAUCAUCAAAAUUAUACGCGAUGCCCGGUAACGCUGCAAGUGGAGGAGCGACCACAAAGGCGCGCCGCCUACAACGUCACAAUACAGACGAUGUCGCAGCUGAAAUUCGCGCAAAAACAGGGAUUCCGGUACUUAUUUUAUCUCUCAUUAUUAACUAUAUUCUUCUAUUUAAGUACCAUCUUCAGGCUCUCUACUCUGUUAUAGUUUUCUUGAAUUGAGUAGAUUCCAACUGUUAGCUUAUUCUUGUAGCCCAAGCAGAUUACAGAAACCAGCUGGACUAACAACAAGCAUCAAAUGAACCUUCCCUCCACUCAAAUCAAAAACAAGCCGCCUCUUUUUUCACAUUCUAAAAAAUCUAAAUUUAAACUAAACAGAACACCGCGACCAUGAUUUCCUGUACUAAGACGCUAUGCAACGAUCAGCAAAACGUCAAAGCGAGAGUCUUGGGUCGUAUUGAGAGGCUUGCGGAAGUGGAUGAGGCGAAGAUUGAGGUUGAGCUUUUCUUGGAGCACGAAAAGUCGAUUGCUAAAGCUCUCAAGAAGAUUCCAGGACCUAUUCGCAGCAUCGUCACGGCUGUCCGUACUGACAAAGUGUCCGCCCAGGUCCUCUUACUCAAGAGAGGCACGUUCGAGGGCACGGACGACGAGACGAACAAGCGAGUCGUGGUAUUGAUAGUGUUUUUUAAUUAUAAGAUGAUGGUAACUCUAACGAUGAUCUUAGGGGUAGCCAAGACUUCAGUGAUGUUGUUGAGUUUGGGUUCCUUAUGCAGUAUGAGCCACAUUCUUGCAGUAGCACAAGUUAUAGCUUCAUCAUCUUCAGUUCUUGCAAACCCGCCCGCAUUUUUCUAAAUCUAACCCAACAGAAUCACCUUGUCGACCGGUACAAAGGGAUCACCGAUGAGCACAACUGCUCACGCGCUUUGGCAGCUUGCUCGUAUCUGUUGCCGCUAUUGCCGGACACGAACUGCAAGGUCAUAUGCGAGGUUGCUGCUGCUCAUGCCUACGUUGAGGGAGCUGCGAAGAGCUACAAGUCGGCUAAGGAGGCACGCGCGAAGAACUUGACGCAGCUGGACGUUUGGAACACUGGCAAAGGGCGGGCGUUCUGCAUGAACGCGACGUCAAACCUCCGCCAGCUUGUGCAGAACUGCACGCUCAUCAACACGGCCAUCAAGGAGCAAAAAGUUGGCAAGUUGGAGGAGAAGCUCUUGAAGCUUGUCGACGGUGAGCCGAAGCCACUCAGCCCGCAAUACGUUUUCUUCUAUGGCAUCAAAACGGUAAUUUCUCUCAGCUAGGCUCUCCAGCUUACUUAUUUCUCAGCUAAAUGCUUGCAUUUACUUCAAGUUUUUAAUUACUGCGAAACUCUUCGACUGAAAAACACAAAGUCAAACAUCUUCCUCCCCUAGCUGAUCCCCAGACGUUUGCAAAUUUCAAAAACUUGCAACUUUCCCAGGCCUUGGCCACGGCAGCAACCGACGAACGCGUUCUGUUUGUGCAGAUCGGCAUCACGAACUGGCUGAACAUGAACACCGAGGAGGAACCGGAGCUGCCCACACUUGGCGAGGUCAACCGUGCUCUUGAUGAUUCCGAGUGCGCGGAGAUGAUGUUGUGGAAGAGUGUCGCCGGCCAUGUGUACCCGAACUGGUCUGGUGAACCGAAAAUGAAAGACCUGGUAUAUUUUUUGAUUGAUUUCCGUAAUGUCGUAGUGGGAAUGUGGUGGCUUUUUUUGAGGAUGGAUGAGGAAGUGAAAACUUAGAAAAGUCCUUGAAUUACUGAGAGCAAAAUCAAGUGCAUCUACAUCCAUAAUAAUCCUAUACCUCUACCACCCAGAUGAAUGGCGGCAUGUCCUCGAAGGUGAAGAAGUGCAGCAAGGCGUUUGGUGGCACCCAGCCCCAUGCGGCUUUCAAGAGCCUCGAGGGGUUGAUCACUCGCGUUCGUACUUGCGGCCAGCGUCCAUACGCGAAGAUGCCUGGGAAUGUGACAGAGGGUUUGCCAAAUAAUUGCAGAAAUAUCGUGCUUCGGUUGGAUCAAGAGCGAGUUGACAACGACGUACAGAAUUUGAUCAAUUCUCUGAAGCAAAUCGGUGAGAUCUGGGAUAACUACGACGAGAACAACUACCAUCAGCAAAUCAAUCAAGUGAAAGGGCUACGUGAUGGCUGUUGCUCCACGGCGGUCAAGGAUAACGACGUCAUGGCCCCUCUGCUGGAGACUGUGCGCCGUGUGACCAACAUUUUCCUCUUGGACGACCUUGAUGAAGAAGCAGAGGCCAAGGCCGUCCUCACUCACCUGGAGUUGUCCAACUCUCGCACGCUCAUCGCGUUUCCAGAGGUUGCUGAUGCUUUUAAAGCAUUCUGCGAGUCGUAUCGAGGCUUCGACUUGAGGGAGACCAAGAAGCUGAUUGACUCGGCCAUUUCUACCAGUAUAUAUAAACAUUUAUUUUUGUGUUUGUGAGUGGUGUAUUUAGUGCUAUGCCUGUGCCCGUAGUUGUGGCCCUUAUCUGAUAGACAGCAUUUCCAUCCUUUUAAUCCUCAGAAAGAUUCAAGAUUUAGACUUCUCGCAGCUCCAUCCAAGGACGGCAAUGCGACUUAUAUGACCUGCAUUUUCAUCGGAUUUUCAUGAUCAAACCUCUCUCACAAUCUUCCAGGUAACUACGCGGAUUCGAUCAAGGCCUACAACGAGGCAGACGAGAACUGGGAGUUCUUGUCCCCGGAGCCAAGAUCGCGACUGUACGCCCGUAUCAAGAAGAAAUUCCCCAACCAGCCCGGCGGCCACAAUAAUGGCAACGGUGCGGCCAACAACUUGCAGAUGGCGGCGGUCGAGAUCAAUCUCGACGACUAAGCAGAGCAAGAUGCGCCUUUGCAGCGGGUGGGGAUAGGCGUGUGGCAUGAAGAGAAGAGUCACAGAAUUUUCUAAAUGAACCACCACAGUCAUGACGUUGAUAUUUAUUGGGAUGAAGAAGGUAGAACUACACGGACUUUAUGCCGAAAUAUGAAGACUGACGACGAUCCCUUGCUGUACUACGCUCUUGAUUCAUGAUCUUGGUAGUAUUUUCAAAUAUUUCAUCUUCUUGUCUGUUUUAAAUCAUGGUGUAAAUCAAUUUAUUUCUGUUGGAUUUGUGUUGCCUUCGUCGACUCGUUGCGUGAAUAACGAGGACAAGGCUAAAAUUUAAAGACCUACACAUGAUGAAUUUGAUUCUGAUCUAAAAACGAACGCGCGCCAUCCUAUACAUAUUGACUAAUAUGAGAGAAAGAUGUAGAGUCUGUUCAUUUAUCGCUCCGAGAUUUGACGCCGUUCCUCUGGCUUAAGGUCAGAAUGUGGGAUUUGGUUAUCGACUUAUCGGAGCAAGAAUCAACUUGCACAGAAGUCGGCCGUUAGUGCUUCAUCAUGACACUUUUGGAACGACCUAACAGAGCUACUAUCGAUGUGAAUUGUGUCAGUCAUCAUAGCGCAUUCUACUACAGCUGUGCAAUGAACUGAUGCAAAAAAAUGCGAAAUUAUACAACUGUGCGAAAAGGAUUAGCGUGGGG
Amoebophrya sp. A25 is the source of this 4793-nucleotide messenger RNA. The record is from the annotation of a GenBank genome assembly. NCBI's taxonomy places the organism in Eukaryota, Dinophyceae, Syndiniales, Amoebophryaceae.